AGGUUGUUUCCGGUUAAGAUGUCAACAAACAUGUAGACAGCGCUGAGAUUUUAUAUUUCCUGGCAUUAUUUGUCCUAAAUAAAAGUUAUCAGCAUAAACCAUGUUUAUUUUCAGCAAAAAGGCAGUCUCAAGGAUUCUUAACUUGCUCUUGUUUGCUGUAGUGAUACUAAGUUGGGUGUAUACAAUUUUGGCUGGACGCUGGGCAUCAGUAAAAUAUUUGAAGGACACAUACGGUAUCGCAGAAUAAAGCUUGGCAGAAUGGAGGUGAAAAAUGACAAGUCUGCAAUGCUGAGUAACUAUGAAGUCCUGAACCUUCUCAGUGACAUGCACAAAGGACAAAGUAAACAGAGCAAACUUCAAACUAACCUGGCCACAAUAUCGUACGAGAUAACUCAUUACCUCGAAAACUCAGCAUGUUCGAAACAAUCACCUGAACUUGUCGCAAAUUUCAUUAAAACUUUAGAUAGGUUUAAACUGACAAAAGCAGAAAAGAUGCAGCUGUUGAACUUGAGGCCAAAGACUGCUGUAGAAAUUCAGUUGAUAGUUGAAGAAAGUGAGGAACGACUGACGGAAGAUCAGAUUUAUGAGUUGUUAGAUCUAGUGAAAGAACAUUUACCUGGUGGUGAUGAGGAAGAGGAAAUGGAAGAAGAUGACCAGGGACAAGAAUAAAAUAUGAAUAGGACCAUCCAAUUGACCUGUUCAAAAUUUUGAUUUUUUUAUAGAUUCUAGAUGCAAAAAGAUGUUUUUGUGUAUUUUAUGUGUACUUCAAUGAGGAAAUAAAUCAUACCUCGCAAAGCAUAA
Mercenaria mercenaria is the source of this 801-nucleotide messenger RNA. Its product is annotated as DNA-directed RNA polymerase III subunit RPC9-like. The transcript is spliced from 3 exons. Gene Ontology annotation, molecular function: nucleotide binding. Gene Ontology annotation, cellular component: RNA polymerase III complex. Lineage: Eukaryota; Metazoa; Mollusca; Bivalvia; Venerida; Veneridae. Bases 259 to 669 code for a protein of 136 amino acids. The record is from RefSeq and is a predicted model, not a curated record. Gene Ontology annotation, biological process: transcription initiation at RNA polymerase III promoter.